AUGACAUCCUGGACGAUCCUCCUGCUACUCCCAGGAGCCCUGGCCCUGACCCAGAUCCAGCCAGGCUCCCACUCCCUGAGAUAUUUCCACACAUCUGUGUCCCCGCCCGGCCGCGGGGAGCCCCGCUUCAUCGCCGUCGGCUACGUGGACGACACGCAGAUCGUGCGGUUCGACAGCGACGCCGCGAAUCCGAGGAUGGAGCCGCGGGCGCCGUGGAUGGAGCAGGAGGGGCCGGAGUACUGGGACGAGCAGAGCAGGAUCGCCAAGGAGAACGCACAGACUUUCCGGCAGAGCCUGCGGAACCUGCGCGGCUACUACAACCAGAGCGAGGCUGAGUCUCACACACACCAGAGGAUGCACGGCUGUGACGUUGAGUCCGACGGGCGACUGCUCCGCGGUUACAAUCAGUAUGCCUAUGAUGGUGCGGAUUACCUUGCCCUGAAUGAGGAUCUGCGCUCUUGGACCGCGGCGCCGGCCGUGGCGGCCCAGCUCACCCAGCACAAGUGGGAGGAGGCUGGGGAGGCGGAGCGCUACAAGGCUUACGUGGAAGGCAGGUGUGUGGAGUCGCUCUGCAGAUACCUGGAGAACGGGAAAGAGACGCUGCAGCGUGCAGUGCCUCCAAAGACGCACGUGACUCACCAUCCCAUUUCUGAACAAGAGGUCACACUGAGGUGCUGGGCCCUGGGCUUCUAUCCGGCAGAGAUCACCCUGACCUGGCAGCGGGACGGGGAGGAGCUGACCCAGGACACAGAGCUUGUGGAGACCAGACCUGCGGGGGAUGGGAACUUCCAGAAGUGGGCAGCUGUGGUGGUACCCUCUGGAGGGGAGCAGAAAUACACAUGCCAUGUGCAGCAUGAGGGACUGACCAAGCCCCUCACCCUGAGAUGGGAGCCCCAUUCUCAGUCUGACAUCCCCAUCGUGGCAAUCAUUGUUGGCCUGGUUCUCCUUGUGGCCAUUGGAGCUGUGGUGGCUGGAGUUUUUUUCUGGUGGAAGAAGAGCUCAGGUAUAGAAGGGGGUGGGGUCUGA
Molecule: messenger RNA, 1026 nt
Organism: Orycteropus afer afer
Lineage: Eukaryota; Metazoa; Chordata; Mammalia; Tubulidentata; Orycteropodidae
Product: HLA class I histocompatibility antigen, B alpha chain-like
Biological process (GO): antigen processing and presentation of endogenous peptide antigen via MHC class Ib; positive regulation of T cell mediated cytotoxicity; immune response
Cellular component (GO): external side of plasma membrane
Molecular function (GO): peptide antigen binding; signaling receptor binding
Source: RefSeq, a predicted model, not a curated record